GUUUAGAAGGAGUGAUAACUCCGAUAUACAAUCUAGAAUUAUAAAUUAAAAGGUUUCCUAGAUCCUUAUUUUGUUUCCCAUUUGUAAGAUCAAUUAUCAGCUAUUAGUCACUAAUUUGUUAUCAGCUCCUACAUAUACUUGACCACAAGCUUCUAAAGGUGUCUGAUCUUAGUAGAAGAAGAGAAAGCAUCCUAUAGACAGGAUAUAACUAACUAAUCCUUAUCUAUUAACUUGAAAAUGAUAUCUUCCAACUUUCUCAAGGUCGAAUCACAACAUACAGUAAAGCUAGAAGUAAAAGAUCUCACGGUUACUGUUGCCUCUUCAACAAAAUCUAAGGAUUUAGAAUCAAAUGGUGGCUUAAAAACUCGAAUUCUAGAUGAUGUAUCGUUUGACUUGGAUGCCGGUCUGCUCAUGGCCAUUAUGGGUGGUUCCGGUAGUGGGAAGACAACCUUAUUAAACACCCUUUCUCAAAGACUUAACCAUACCAAUAAGGGCCUUCAAUUUGAAGGUAGUAUUAAUUAUGUUGGACCAGACGGUUCGAGCCAUAAUUAUGUUAAGAAUGCAUACAUGUUACAAACUGAUGUUUUCUUACCUGGGCUUACUGUACUUGAGACUUUACAAUUUCAAGCAGAUUUGAGAAUGCCUCAAGGUACUCCUUCUCAAGACAAAGCCGCUCUCAUUGAGUCAUUGUUUGAAAUUUUAGAACUUCAACUGGCUAGAGAUCAAGUAAUUUGCUCCUUUACUUCACACACAUCCAAUCUCUCAGGUGGAGAACAGAGACGGGUCACCCUUGCCAUUCAAUUGUUGAGUAAACCUGCCAUUUUGUUUUUGGAUGAACCAACCACUGGACUUGAUACUAGUAGUUCUCUUAAAUUGGUGCAAACACUUCGGAAAUUGGCAUCUCUGGAAUUCAAUGUCACAAUAAUCAUGUCCAUCCAUCAACCAAGACCUCAGAUCUCGGUUAUGUUUGAUAAGAUAUGUCUUCUUACAAGAGGUGGGAGAAUGGUUUAUUAUGGAAAUCUUGUUGAUUCAUGGACUUAUUUCCAACAAUUGGACUUUUUAGCUGCAAACAACAACACCGGUAACAUUUUGGAAUACAUCAUGGACUUGUCUGUGAAGGAUACAAGUUCUAAAGCCGAGGAAAAGACCUCUGCUGAAAGAAUCGAUAAAUUAGUUGCUAAAUGGAGACAAGUGGACAAUCAUCAAGCCGGGAAGGAAUACGUUAUUCUCUCAGGAAAGCAAUUAUCAAAGAAACUCGAUCAGAACCUAAAAUCCUUUAGUGCCAACAAGGAAAGUAGAGUUUCCUUGUGGCGUGAAAUCGAGAUUUUGACUCGUAGAACAUUCCUUCUUACUUGGAGGGACAAGGCCUCGCUUAUUGGGUUGAACGGAGGUUCUGUGUUACUUGCAUGUAUCACAGGAUGGAUGUUUUACAAACCAAAACACGACUUAGCAGGUCUUCGUACGAUCACGUCCGUUCUUUAUGUGAUGUUGGAAGUUGUUGGCUUUUGUCCAAUGUUCUUGGAAGUCGAGAGAUUAUGGAUGACAGAUAUUAUAUUCUUCUAUAGAGAAUAUCGUGAAAAUUUUGUUAGUAUUACGGGGUUUUUGAUUUCUAGAAGAUUAGGUAAACUUCUUCUUGAAGAUUUACCCUUCCCGAUGAUCUUUUCUGCUAUCCUGUACUGGAUGGUGGGAUUGAGACAAGAAAACGUAAGCUUUUGGAUCUAUUUAGUGGUGGCUGUGCUUAUUCAAUUCAUUGGAAUGGCUUCUGCUUUACUUGUGGUUGUUAUAUCUCUGGACUUUGCGAUAUCUUCAGCCGUUAUCAACUGUUUUUAUCAAUUACAGAAUUCUGCAUGUGGUUAUUUUAUCAACGCAGCAACUAUGCCUGUUUACGUCAGAUGGACAAAGUACAUUGCUUAUUUCUGGUAUGCAUUUGGUGCAUUGACUUCGAAUCAAUAUACCGACUGGAUGGGUGAUUGUCCAUAUGAUGACCCAGAUAUGUGUAUUGAAUUUAGUGGAAACUAUCAAUUGGAUGUGUUGGGAUAUCCACAGCAUUGGCGUACUGUUCCCAUUGUAAUUUUACUUGCAUGGUUUGUCGGCAUCCAAAUCUUGGCUGGUGCUGGGUUGUACUGGAAGAAUUCUGAUAUGAGAAUUGCCAAGACCAAAACAAAUAAGAUUGGUGGAGAAGAGGACGAGGAGCAAGAAGAAGAUAAAGAAAUACAGGAAAUCACUGAAAAUGGCGAAGGUGUACCGGAUAAUGCAUUGGUUGGACCAGAAAAGCUAAAGAAUGUACUUUCCUCAGGUUGGUGUCAAGACGGUCUGGAAUCGGAUUCCAUAGAUAUUUCACUUGAGCGAAUUUCACUUGACGUUAUGUUGAAAGAUCCUCUGAAUAAGUUCAAUUUGUUCGCUAAGAAUACUAUUCCAAAAACCUUAUUACAUGAAAUUUCUGCAACCUUCAAGGCAAAUACCGUCAAUGCUAUUAUGGGACCUUCUGGAUCUGGUAAGACUACUCUUCUUAAUUUCCUUUCUUCUAGACUUUCAAAAGCUUCACAAUACGAACAACGCGAGGGUAGUAUACUUUUCAAUGCUUCCCAAAACAUCACAAGAUCAGAAUUGGCACACAUUUCAGCUUAUGUUACCCAACAUGAUACUGCUUUGAUUGCAAACUUAACUGUAAGAGAAACCUUAUACUACCAAGCUCGGUUAAGAUUACCAGUUUCUGAACACCCAGGGAUCCCCACCAUUAUUGGAAGUCUUAUUCGUAAGAUGGGACUUGGAGAUUGUGCCGAAACCCUUAUUGGGAAUGAACUGAGAAAAGGGAUCUCUGGAGGAGAAAAGAGAAGAGUUUCUAUUGCCAUUCAGCUUUUGAGUAGGCCAAAGAUUUUAUUUUUAGAUGAACCAACUUCUGGUUUAGAUUCUUCUACAGCUGCCUCAAUUUUGACUUUAUUGAAUGAAGUUGCCAGGGAAAGUAAAUCUACUAUCAUUACUACCAUUCAUCAACCAAGUGAAGAGAUUUUCCUUCAGUUUUCCAAUGUCCUUCUACUUGCCAGGGGCGGUAGAGUCGCUUACAAUGGUGCUAGUACUGCAGUCAUGGACUAUUUCCUGUCAAUCGGAUUCUUCUGCCCUAAAGAGACUAACAUUGCUGACUACUUUUUGGACUUGGUAUCACAAGGAUUGGAUGAAGAAAUUUCAGUCUCUCAAGCGAGAGUUGCUGGAUUGGUACAUCAAUGGAAGGAUAGAGCCACAAUGAUAAAGCCAUUAUCUGAGAAGUUUGGAGAAGAAAGUCCUUCUGCAUUAUCGCAAAUGAUUGACAUUCGUAAGUAUGAGCAUACAAGACUUCCAUUAUCUACAACUUUCCCAACAAUUGCGUCACGUCAAUUACUCAAUUCUUUACGAUCAAAGGAUGUUCUCUUUGCUAGAGCCUUUCAAACUACAUUACUUGCCAUUAUCCAUGCCAUAUACUUUUCUCCUUUAAAGGAUACCCAAGAAGGUGUUGCCAAUAGAUUAGGUCUUGUACAAGAAGUUAUGAACUUGUAUUUUGUCGGCUUGGUUAAUAAUCUUUCUCUUUUUCCCAUUGAAAGAGAUUUGUUCUUUCAGGAAUACCAGGAUAGUAUUUACGGAGUGACUGAAUUCAGUACCGCAUAUCUUAUCAAUGAGUUGCCCAUGGAAAUUAUUCCUUGUUUAUUCUUCUCUAUUAUGAUUGUUUUUGUGGUCGGAUUACCCCGUACCGUUGCCAUGUUCUUUAGCAUGUUCCUUACUACGUUUGUAUCCAUUAACUGUGGUGAAUCAUUAGGAAUUUUUGUCAAUAGUGUUUUUGAGCAUUUGGGCUUAGCUACAAAUAUUUUAACUAUUACAAUUAUCUUUGCAAUCUUUAUGGGUGGUACCAUGUCCUUACAUAUGCCCAUGUUUUUCCAAGCAUGGAAUUACAUAAACCCUAUGAAAUAUGCAGUUGGAAUCUGCGCGGUACUUGGAUUUGAAGACCAAAAGUUUACUUGUUCCCAUACCGGAGGAGUGUGUUUGUUAAACUCCGGUGAAAGUGUCUUGGAUUACUAUAAUUUGAAUGUCAACCUAGGCGCUUUCUUUGGUGGUUUAGUUGCUUGUUUGAUAAUGUACAGAAUAAUUGCAACAGCCGCCCUCUACAUUAAGGUAACCUACAGAAAUUAA
This is a messenger RNA of [Candida] anglica, 4158 nucleotides long. NCBI's taxonomy places the organism in Eukaryota, Fungi, Ascomycota, Pichiomycetes, Serinales, Debaryomycetaceae. The record is from the annotation of a GenBank genome assembly.